GUGAUCACGUGACUCGGUCCGAUUUAUACUCGACUUUGACGCAAUUCUUCCUCUUCGUGUCCUUGAAGUGUCAGUGGCACAUCCUGUGUCUCUUCGUUUGAAUAUUAUAAUCAGAAGUCAUCAUGUCCAAGAUUGGUAUCAAUGGUUUUGGCCGUAUUGGAAGGCUGGUGCUGAGAGCUUCUCUGGAGCGAGGUGCUCAGGUGGUUGCCAUCAAUGACCCCUUCAUCGGUCUGGACUACAUGGUGUACAUGUUCAAGUAUGACUCUACCCACGGACGCUUCAAGGGGGAGGUUAAGGCUGAGGGAGACUUCCUCGUCGUUAACGGAAACAAGAUCGCCGUGUUCUCUGAGCGAGACCCCAAGGCAAUCCCCUGGGGCAAGGCCGGAGCCGAGUACGUUGUGGAGUCUACUGGAGUCUUCACCACCAUUGACAAAGCUUCUGCCCAUUUGGAGGGAGGAGCCAAGAAGGUGAUCAUCUCAGCACCCAGUGCGGACGCCCCCAUGUUUGUGGUAGGAGUCAACCUGGACGCCUACGACCCCAGCUACAAGGUUGUGUCCAACGCCUCCUGCACUACCAACUGUCUCGCCCCACUGGCCAAGGUCAUCCACGACAACUUUGAGAUUGUUGAGGGUCUGAUGACCACCGUCCACGCUACCACUGCCACCCAGAAGACUGUUGAUGGACCCUCUGGCAAGCUGUGGCGUGACGGACGUGGAGCUCAACAGAACAUCAUCCCAGCUGCUACUGGAGCUGCCAAAGCCGUCGGCAAAGUCAUUCCUGCCCUGAACGGAAAACUGACCGGUAUGGCCUUCCGAGUCCCAGUACCCAAUGUGUCUGUAGUCGACCUCACUGUCAGGUUGGGCAAGGAAGCCAGCUACGAUGACAUCAAGGCCAAGGUGAAGGAAGCUGCCGAGGGACCCCUGAAGGGAAUUCUGGGAUACACAGAAGACGAUGUUGUCUCAUCUGACUUCGUCGGCGACAACCAUUCCUCCAUCUUCGACGCCAAGGCGGGAAUCCCGCUGAACGGCAAGUUCGUCAAACUCAUCUCAUGGUAUGACAAUGAGUUUGGUUACUCCAGCAGAGUAAUUGACCUGAUCAAGUACAUGCAAACCAAGGACAAAUGAACACUAGGACAAUAACAUAACCACCUCGAUGUUCCAAUGCCACAGAAAUCGUAGAUUUCUAUUCUAUCUUUUGUUUAACUUCUUUUUUUAAUUACAUGUAUUUAUCAAUUAUUGCUUUUGUUGAUGUUGUGUGAAAUUUAUAUAGAUUAAAAUUAUAAAACUA
Macrosteles quadrilineatus (aster leafhopper) is the source of this 1287-nucleotide messenger RNA. RefSeq names its product glyceraldehyde-3-phosphate dehydrogenase 2. Bases 123 to 1124 code for a protein of 333 amino acids. The record is from RefSeq and is a predicted model, not a curated record. Lineage: Eukaryota; Metazoa; Arthropoda; Insecta; Hemiptera; Cicadellidae. Gene Ontology annotation, biological process: glucose metabolic process. The transcript is spliced from 8 exons. Gene Ontology annotation, molecular function: NADP binding; oxidoreductase activity, acting on the aldehyde or oxo group of donors, NAD or NADP as acceptor; NAD binding.